Molecule: messenger RNA, 508 nt
Organism: Ostrinia furnacalis (Asian corn borer)
Lineage: Eukaryota; Metazoa; Arthropoda; Insecta; Lepidoptera; Crambidae
Product: glycine-rich protein A3-like
Exons: 3
Coding region: 32-508 (158 amino acids)
Source: RefSeq, a predicted model, not a curated record
UAUUACACUACUAUAUUAACGGUGAAUUUGUAUGUUUCAGGGAGGCCAGCAGCAAGGAUAUGGACAGUACCCCCAACCCCAACAAGGCUAUGGAUACCCCCCACAGCAAGGGUACCCUCCACCACAGGGGUACCCUCCACCACAAGGGUAUCAGCAAGGGUACCCGCCUCCACAAGGGUACCCGCCUCCACAAGGAUACCCGCCUCCACAGGGGUACCCCCAGCAGCCGGGAAUGCAACAGCAGCAGCAACAAGGAUCCUCAGGCAUGGGAAUGUGCGGAAUGGCCAGUCUCGCUGCGUGCCUCACUUGCCUUUUCUGCUCGUGUUGCCAAGCAAUGGCUGCCAUGUCUGGAGGCGGGGGCAACGAUGACGGGGGGGCUUACGGUCCCGGUGGGGGCGGUGGCACUGGUGGGGGAUUCGAUGACGGUGGUGGCACUACUGUCAGCCCCCCCGGCUUUGGGUCAGGCGCCCCUCACGAUGCUGGCACGGACGGACAUGACGAUCAUUAA